This is a messenger RNA of Charadrius vociferus (killdeer), 1357 nucleotides long. RefSeq names its product DDRGK domain containing 1 (gene DDRGK1). NCBI's taxonomy places the organism in Eukaryota, Metazoa, Chordata, Aves, Charadriiformes, Charadriidae. The coding region runs from base 1 to 1224 and encodes 407 amino acids. The record is from RefSeq and is a predicted model, not a curated record. The transcript is spliced from 9 exons.
AUGAAGUUCACCACCUAUGCCUCUGUCAGCCUGGAUCUCAUCUUCAUCAUCCUUGUGAUAGUCCUGAAUGGAUUCAUCAUUGACCUCCUCUGGAGGCAAAGGAGAAAGAUAAGGGCUGCCUGCACCACAGGGAGCACUUGGAACAAGCGCACGGCUCAGGCAACCAAGGUCUUGCUCUCACUGCUUUCCAUUUAUGUUGUCUGCUGGCUCUCCAACGACAUCACCUGGAUUGCUCUUGUUUCAGGACUCCUUAAGCACAAUUUUGAGAACAGCAUUCUCAGAGGUCUCUACAGAGUGCUGUCGUGCAUCUAUUACUCAUCCAGUUCCUAUGUCAUUGUGUUUGGUUACAAGAAAGUCAGACAAUACCUCACUGAAGCCUGCUGGUGCCUGAGAUGUGAGAAGCCUACCAUUGUCCAGACUGAUGAGGAACACCAGCAAAAUGUAGCAGCAGCAGUGGCCAGGCCUCGGCCCCAUGCUGAAGAGCGGGGAGAUGGCAUGCCAAGGCGCCGGAGGAACAUGGGAAACCGGAUGAUGGCCCAGAGGAGAGCACAGCAGGCGGAAGACUGGGUGGAAGAGGAAGAUGAUGCUGAGGAGGUGCCAGAAUUUCAGGUGUCUGGGAAAAUUGGAGCAAAGAAGCAGAGGAAAUUAGAAGAGAAACAAGCCAGAAAAGCACAGAGAGAGGCUGAAGAAGCAGAACGAGAAGAACGGAAAAAACUUGAGUCAAAAAGAGAGGAGGAAAGGCGGAAAGAAGAGGAGAGAAUACGUCUUGAGGAAGAACGACAGGAAGAGGAAAAAAGGAAGGCCAAGGAAGAAGAGGAGAAGAGGGAGUAUGAAGAGUACUUGAAGCUGAAGGAAAGUUUUGUAGUUGAAGAGGAAGGGGUUGAAGAAUCAAUGACAGAGGAAGAGUCUCGCAGCUUUCUAAUGGAAUUUCUUGAAUACGUUAAGAAAACAAAGGUAAUCCAGCUGGAGGACUUGGCUUCACAUUUGGGUUUAAGAACACAGGAUGCAAUUAACAGAAUCCAGGACCUGAUGGCAGAUGGCACUCUAACAGGUGUGAUUGAUGACAGAGGAAAGUUCAUCUACAUCACUCCAGAGGAGAUGGCUGCCGUGGCUCAGUAUAUCAAACAGAGAGGACGAGUAUCUAUCGCAGAGCUGGCGCAAGCAAGCAAUUCCCUGAUCAACCUCCAGCCUGAGAGCCAAGCUGUUGCUCCAACCGUGGCGUGAAAUUGUGGCGUGAGAAAAAUACAGCAGGAGUUUAACCUUCUAAUGAAUAAGCCACAUAAUUAAAAAUAAACAAGAACCCCUCUAGUCCGUUCACUGUGCUUGAAGAUAGGAUGUUCUUUUUAAGCAUCAGCUG